Messenger RNA from Trifolium pratense (red clover), 1939 nucleotides. RefSeq names its product endo-1,4-beta-xylanase 5. Gene Ontology annotation, biological process: carbohydrate metabolic process. The coding region runs from base 176 to 1828 and encodes 550 amino acids. Lineage: Eukaryota; Viridiplantae; Streptophyta; Magnoliopsida; Fabales; Fabaceae. Gene Ontology annotation, molecular function: hydrolase activity, hydrolyzing O-glycosyl compounds. The record is from RefSeq and is a predicted model, not a curated record. The transcript has 6 exons.
AUUAAUUAACUUUGGAACGUACAAUUCUUUUGUUUCAUAUGCUACUAUUAGUAUUACUAUACUAGACCACUACUAACACGGGUAUUUGUUUGUUUGUAUGUAGUAGCUGUAGCACCUUUCACGGUUGGAAACAAUUUUGCAACCAGCUAGCUCCUCCAAAUUCCCAAUUUCAAAGAUGAUGCUGCUGCUGCAACAUAUUUCAUUCCAUAUAUUUUUCUUCCUUCUGCUGCUUUCUUUGGUUUCUUCUUUAUAUGAUGGACCCCUAUAUGACUCUACUGCUUACACUCAGUGCAAAGAGCAUCCUGAGAAGCCACUUUACAAUGGAGGAGUACUUUUCAAUUUCAACAUUGCAGGAGACGGCGUCACUUCUUCCUCACUUGUCCUAUAUAAUAAUCUUACUCACGACACUAUCUAUUCCUUUUCCGCAUGGCUGAGGAUUGAAGGUUUAGAUUCAGUAAUGAUAAGGGCAAGUCUUGAAACAGAAAAUGAGACAUAUUACUGUAUUGGGACAGUUUUGGCCAACCGUGGAUGUUGGUCUUUUCUCAAGGGUGGAUUUGUUCUCAAUUACCCUUCAAAUUCAUCUACCAUCUUCUUUCAGAACACAGAUGCCAAAUAUAUUGUUCAUAAUAUAGAUAUAGCAAGUCCAUCACUGCAGCCAUUUACUAAGCAGCAAUGGGGAAUCAAUCAACAAUACAUAGUCAACACUAAAAGAAAGCGCGCAGUCACAAUUCACGUAUCAGAUACUAAUGGAAGGAAAUUACAAGGCGCUUCUGUAUACGUAGAGCAAAUAUCAAAAGACUUCCCUAUUGGUUCUGCAAUAGCAAAGACCAUUCUUGGCAACAUACCAUAUCAGAAUUGGUUUGUAAAGCGAUUCAAUGCUGCCGUCUUUGAAAAUGAGCUGAAAUGGUACGCUACAGAACCUCAUGAAAGCAAAGUCAACUACACAAUUUCAGAUCAAAUGAUGCAAUUUGUUAGAGCCAACAAAAUCAUAGCUAGAGGACACAACAUAUUCUGGGAAGAUCCUAAAUACAAUCCUGCAUGGGUUCUUAACCUUACCGGUACUCAAUUACAAUCGGCUGUGAAUUCUCGAAUUAAAAGUCUUAUCAACCAAUACAAAACAGAGUUCAUACAUUGGGAUGUCAGCAACGAAAUGCUUCAUUUUGAUUUCUAUGAACAAAGGCUUGGACCCAAUGCUACAUUUCAUUUCUUUGAGGUAGCACAUGAAUCCGAUCCAUUAGCAACUUUGUUUAUGAAUGACUUCAAUGUUGUGGAAACUUGUAGUGAUGUAAAUUCUAGUGUUGAUGCCUAUAUCUCACGGAUAAGAGAACUAAGAAAAUAUGGUGUGUUUAUGGAUGGAAUUGGAUUGGAGGGUCAUUUCACAAAACCAAAUCUUCCACUUAUCAGAGCUAUCCUAGACAAAUUGGCAACACUAGAUCUUCCCAUUUGGCUUACUGAGAUUGAUAUAAGCAACACACUUGAUCAAGAUACACAGGCAAUUUAUUUGGAACAAGUGUUGAGGGAAGGGUUCUCACACCCUUCAGUGAAUGGGAUAAUGCUUUGGACAGCACUUCAUCCAUAUGGGUGCUACCAAAUGUGCCUCACAGACAAUGAUUUGAAUAACUUACCAUCAGGUGAUGUGGUGGACAAACUUCUUCAAGAGUGGCAAACUGGUCAUCUAGAGGGAGUCACGGAUGAGCAUGGUUCACAUAGCUUUUAUGGGUUCUUAGGAGAAUAUAGAAUUAUUGUAGAGUAUCACAACAGGACCACAAAUUCAACCUUCUCUCUAUGUAGUGGUGAAGAAACUAGACAUGUCACUAUUACACUGUGACUUGAUUUUAUUUAUUUAUGAACCCCCCCUAACUUCACUAGAAGUUUCAAAUUUAAAUAAUAACAACCCCAUUUUCAAGAAAAUAUUUUGGUUUUAGAAAGACAAAAAAAA